Cladocopium goreaui is the source of this 2457-nucleotide messenger RNA. The record is from the annotation of a GenBank genome assembly. Lineage: Eukaryota; Dinophyceae; Suessiales; Symbiodiniaceae.
GUGGAAACAGCAAGAUGGAAUGACAUUAUGCCGACCACCCAGGAGCACACCCAGUCAAUUGACAGCGACCCGGAAGCCCACAGUGCGCUGUUCAAGGAGAUCAUGGAAUCCAUCGAGGUCGUCUUCACACACUUUUCCCAGCCAGAGGGAUUUCUGGCUGAACGCCUUGGGGAUGCCAUGCGCGUUCUCCGGAUGAACCCCACGGAAGAAGAGGUCCGCAAGCACUUGGCAGAUCUUGGGGGGCCCCAGUACAUUGACGAAAGGACGUUUCACCAUUUCAUCAAGGAUGAAUUGAUCAAGCAUUUCGAGAAAGUUCAGGUAGUGGUUGACUACUUGAAGCAAUAUGACAAGGACGGCAAAGGUGCCUUGUCCAGGGAAGAAUUGCAAGAAGCGAUGCGAGGAAGAGAGUGCCAGGAACUCCAGGCAAGUGUCGCAAAGGUGCCGAGCAACAGUCAAGGUCACCUAGACAUUGUGGAGCUGGCAAAGUGUUUCUUGGAGCUUAGCGACUUUCAGGAUCCCUUCCAGAUUUUGGCCUCCACAGAUGCUGUGUUCAAAUACUUCUCCAAGCCGUGUGGAGUGCCGGCUGCUCGACUCGGGCAUGCCAUGCGUGUUCUUGGGAUGAACCCCACGGAAGAUGAGGUGGAGAAGCGUUUGACGGAUCUGGGGCGUCCGGAGUACAUCGACCAAAAUGUGUUUCACAAUCUCAUGGAGGAAGAAUUGGGAAAGCCGAUUCCGAAAGUUCAGGAAUUGCUAGACUAUCUGAAGCAGUUUGAUAAGGACGGCAAAGGUGCCUUGUCCAAGGAGGAACUACAAGAAGUGAUGAGAGGAAGUGAGCUGAGCCCGGAUGAAGUCCAGGCCAGUCUUCGGAAGAUGCCGAGGAACAGUGAUGGUCACCUCGACAUCGCGAAGCUAUCCAAGUACUUCUUGGAGCUUGGCGGCUCUCAGGUUGGGACUGAGACAGCCAGGCGGGACGUCGCCUCCAGGGUGCGCGAAGCCAUUGUUCGGAUAGCCGAGGCAGAGGCUCAAUACGACUUGAAGGACGCAAAGGCGUUCGCGCAAUUCCUCCAGGAUGCAGACGUACGUUUGGUUCGUGCCAGGUACCUCACUGAGCUGGUCCGUUCCGGACGCCCAUUACCACGUCGCCAAGAACUUGAGUCUAAGACCUUUGUUCCUCCAAACUCCGAAGAGGCUGAAACAGCCUUGGUGAGCCACCAGGAAGUACAGACCUGGGCUGAAGGAAAUAGGGAUGCGAUCAUCUGCUCGAUCUCCCAUGCUUGGGAGACUCGCGAGCAUCCAGAUCCUUGUAGGUAUCAGCUCGAGCAUAUUGUGCAGCGUGUUGUCUUGUACGAAGCUGCUUUCAAAGCUGAUGUUUGGGUGUUUUACGAUUAUGCAUCGUUGUUCCAAUUUGAGCGGUUCUCUCCUGAAGAACAAAACAGCUUCGGAGCAGCCAUGCAAAAUAUGCAUGUGAUGUACGCGCACGAGCAUACGCUGACCCUGCGUAUCGAAAGUCUCACACCAGAUGAUGUCUGGAAUCGCAUGAUGGCCAACGAGACGGAACUUGUCCCUGUUUAUGACAAGGACGAGAAGAAUGUCGUAGCCAAACCCUUGAAGGAUUUGUUUCCAAACCGGAACGCGUACACGUCUCGCGGAUGGUGUAUGGCAGAGGUGGAAUGGAGUUCACUCAGGACGGUAAAUCUCCAGCACCAAAGAAUCGAUGGAGUCGAUGACCACUCAGAUGAUGGCAGCCGCGUGAAACUGAAUGGCAGGAUCCCGAUGACCCCUGCAAAGUUUCGCUCCAAAAUGGAAGAGGCGGUCUUUACUCACAGAUCCGAUGCGGAAAGCGUCAUCCGUUUGCAAGCAAAGAUAUUCUUCGAAAAGGUGACGGUGUGUGAGCACCUGGAGUUGGAAGGCCUUCCGGCCGAUCAAGUGCUGGCGUUGGCUCAUGCUUUGCCACUCUACAAGAACUUGAAAAGCUUGGUGCUGAAAACCUUUCGAUGUGACGAAGAGCAGGUUGAAGCCCUUGCAAAGGCACAUUGGGCACAUUGACCUUUGUCAUCGCUUGAUCAUGCAACGUCUUGUGCAUUCUUCAGUGUGCAUGUGUCGACUCGCGCCCAUGGAAGGCAUUCGCAACCAGCGGAUUGCAAAUGCUCACAAUCGACAAUGACGACGCCAAGAGCACUACACUCAUGGUCAAGGCCAAGAUUCUUUUUGCGCACGUGCAACUGCGCCAGAGAACUCAAGCCUCCGUUCAUGCGUUUGGCUCUUCAUCGUCAUCCUCCUCUUCAACCUUCAGCUCGUCUUCACCAAUGCACCCAACAUACUUGGGAGAUCAAAACAGGCCAACCCGCCCUUGCAUAAGCAAAAACUGUUGCAAGGUGUCAUACAAAUCCCUCUGAGGGAGGGCAACAUAAGGUCCUGUCUGGACGGUACAGUAUUGUGUCCAACGCAUACUCCAGC